Messenger RNA from Bombyx mori (domestic silkworm), 3036 nucleotides. RefSeq names its product transport and Golgi organization protein 2 (gene Tango2). The coding region runs from base 175 to 1047 and encodes 290 amino acids. The transcript has 7 exons. Gene Ontology annotation, cellular component: Golgi apparatus. Lineage: Eukaryota; Metazoa; Arthropoda; Insecta; Lepidoptera; Bombycidae. Gene Ontology annotation, biological process: protein secretion; Golgi organization. The record is from RefSeq and is a predicted model, not a curated record.
AUAACACCUAUUGUUGGGUACAAUGGGUACAGACUACAUGUACGUCUAAUUGAAAAAAUAUUUAAGAGUAAAUUACCCCAGUAAAAUAUUGUCAAUUGUUAUAACAAAACAAUUGAAUUAAAGAAGAAGCUUAAAAUAAUUAUAAUCCUUAACAAUAACAUUGCUAUUCAAGUAAUGAAAUUGAAUAUGUUUCAUUGUUUACCUCUUGUUUGUUUACAAUUACCUAUGUGUAUAUUAUUCGUAUACAAUGGAAGCUAUGAUGCAGACAGUGACUACAGUCUGAUAGUGGCAACAAAUAGAGAUGAAUUUUAUGAUCGACCUUCUGCAGAACUUGCGCCUUGGAAAGACAAUCCAAAUAUCAUUGGAGGAUUAGAUUUAGAAGGGGGCUGUGAAGGAGGGACGUGGCUUGCUGUGUCUCCCCUCAGAAAGAAAAUGGGAGUACUUUUGAAUUUACCAAAUACACCAAAGAAAAAUGCAAAAAGCCGAGGUAAAAUUGUAGCAGAAUUUGUGAAAAGUAAAAAUGAGGCUGCAUCAUAUGUUCAAGAAAUGAAAUCUUAUUUUGAAGAAUGUAAUAAUUUCAUUUUUGUAGCAAUGGACUUUGGAAACACCACGCCAGUCAUAAAUAGCUUCACGAAUGUCACAAACUCAAUAACAACACAUACAGAUCCUUGUUUGGGUUUCGGAAAUAGUUUACCCGAUAUGCCAUUGAAAAAAGUUGAAGCCGGCCUUACUAAAAUGCAUGAUAUUUGUAAGGGACUCAAUAAAAUUUCUAUGAAAAGCAAACUCUUAGAAGAAUUGACUGCACUCUUGAAGUGUAAUGAAAGGCAUCUACCUGACGCCCAACUACAAGAACGUAGGCCUAAUUUAUAUGAAGAAUUAAGUUCUAUAUUUGUUUGUGUACCUGAAGAAAGAUAUGGAACGAGGGCGCAAACUAUAUUGCUUCUCACGAAAACUGGUCAUUUAGAAGUACACGAAAUAUCCAUGAAAUCACCAAUUGAUAAAAUAGAACCCAAGUGGGAAAAACAUAAAUACCAAUUUGACCUGUGAUAAUUGUUUUUAUUUUGUUGUUCAAGUUUUAGUUAUAAAUAUAUAACAAUGGUUCAAAAAAAAUCUGUGUAUUCAUUUUAUUACAUUUUGUUUAAGUUAUAUUUUACAAACUCCAAUUUUCAGGUUUCAAUAUAUCUGGAACACAAAAGUCAUUAUCUUGCUCUAAAACACAAGCCAAAAAUUUUGGUACAUUCAACAAUGUACCUGACAGAAUAUGUGGAAAUUUUGUAACUUUAUUAUCCACAUAUGUAAACAUCAGCCUCUUACUAAUGAAGUCACCACUUAAGGAUACAUUUGCUAUGGUAGCAUAUUUUUGUUGGGAGCUGGAAUACAUUUCCACAGACAACCUCAAAGAUUCCCACAUGUUAAGCUGAUGAGCAGCUGUCAUACUUAUCCGAAAAUGAUAAUCAAACCUACUGUAAUAUUGCUUCAAAAUUUCUAUCAAAUUAUCCAACAUUUCAUCUAUAUCUGUAGCAGCUUUUGUGACUGCAAAAAAUUCUACAACUGCAGCUUGACUAACUGUUAAAAGACUAUUAAAAUCAGAUGCAACUGGAACAUAUUGUCUACCCAUAUUGAAAUACUUAAGAGGCAAUACUUUUGGAUACAAAACAUUUUUAGCAUGAUAUGCCAUAUAAGAACACAAUGAACCACCACCUGUUAAAUGAAGUCUACUGUCUGAAUUAAUUUGAGUAUCUUCAUUAUGAUGCAGUAUAAAUACUGUAUCAGGAUUAGUGUGGUUGAUGCCACAGCCCUCAACAAUGACACUUUUCACAAAAUCAGGAUUUGAGAAUUGUAUGAAAUUAUUUUUCUUUAAAAUGUCACUGAAUAAAAACUUAGCUCCUAGUUCAAAUAUUGCUGCAUCUCCUUUUAGAUAGUAGUUUUCAUUGUUUUUAAUAGUUAUUAAAUUGAGAUCUUGACCAAUUUUUAUGUGAUUCUUGUCAUUUUUUGGAGGUUUUAAAUGUGUGUACACUAUUUGACUGUCACUUUCAGGGGUUUUAUCAUGCAAAUUGUUUGGUAACUUCAGUGCUUCAACAACAGCUGCCUCUUCAGCUGACCAUAGAGAUGCUUUUAUCUUCCUAAUAUCAUCCUUAAUCAAUGUGAUUUGCAAUUUUAACUUAUUAAUUGCUUCUUUUUCAGACUCAUUUUUUAUUAUCUUCCCUAAUUCCUUAGCUAGUUGAUCUUUUUGUUGUUCAUAUUGAUUUCUUUUUUGUUUCAGUUCCUCAUAAACGUGCCAAAGUUCUUCUAAUUUUUCAAAAUUAUAAUUGUAUUUCCUUUUUUUCAAAUCAUUUUUUAUAUUAUUUAUGUUCUGAAAUUUUUCUGGAAAGUCUAAAUAAGGAGUGACAUAAACAUAAUUUUCUGUUGCCUUGGCACCAUUGAUGAAAAGAGCUGAAUAUCUUUUGGGGGUUACCAAUAGGUUUCGUGUUUUGAACAGUGUGUAGAAAUGAGUUUUAUAUAUCAUUGUCAUCAAUUUUCUUCUUUUUGUUUGGACUUUCCUCUAAAAUAGCAUCACCAUCUUCAUCUGUUUGAGAUUUCUCAAUAUUUUGUGAAACAAUUUUUCGUUUUGUUGCUGUUUUGAAACUCCCGUGGCCAGCAGCUCUCUCUGACUCUUCUAUAGUAUAAGGUUCAAGCUCGAGUGCUUUUAAUCUCCGUUUAUGGACUUUUGUCUUGAAAUGAUCAUUCAAAGCUUGUUCAUCAAUGAAAUACCUUGCACAAUGUAGACAGUAAUGUUGUGCUGCACCUGGCAGAUCUAAAUCAACUUUUUGGUUCAGUAAUUUUUCAGCAUUUUCUGAAACAUCAAAAAUUAAAGUUUAAUAUAAAUUAAUCACUAAAACUAUCAAAUAGCAUUCUUAAGAAUAAUGAUUUUGUACAAUGAAUGUAAUUAUCUUUUUAGAUUUAACAAUACAGUUCAGACCAACGUGGAACGUAAUGCAAAAGCAAAUCAUUCAAUCAGUGUCAGAAUAAUAAUAAAAAGUAUUUAGACAAUUUAAA